Messenger RNA from Marmota monax (woodchuck), 7850 nucleotides. RefSeq names its product calcineurin binding protein 1 (gene Cabin1). Gene Ontology annotation, molecular function: nucleosome binding; protein binding. The record is from RefSeq and is a predicted model, not a curated record. Gene Ontology annotation, cellular component: nucleus. Gene Ontology annotation, biological process: chromatin organization. The transcript has 40 exons. Lineage: Eukaryota; Metazoa; Chordata; Mammalia; Rodentia; Sciuridae. The coding region runs from base 675 to 7400 and encodes 2241 amino acids.
UUCUGGGCAGCAGGUUGGGCGGGGCGGUCCCGGUGUAGGGGUGCCGCUCUCGUGAGCCACAGGCCUGGCCACAGAGGCUGCUGGCGCGAGGUGGAGUCACUUGAAGACUCUGGGGUCUUCUCUGGCAUUCCCCGAGCCACAGUUGGGGAAACCGAGGCCGGGAAGCUGAAAGAAAGAGACAGGGUUCACUGUCUGCCCCGCGGGCCUCCUCACAGCCCUCGCCAGUUCUCUGAGGUGAUGGCUUCUGGCCUCGGGAGUCACAGUGACAACAGUAGGAGCCACCAUUGAUUCUGCGUCUGCUGGGUGCAAAGCCGGGAGCUAACCCUUUCCUCUCGUCCUUUCACUCACCUUCACAAUAGCUCUGCGAGGUCUCACUAAGUGUCCGAGGCUGGCCUCAAACUUGCAAACUUGCAAUCCUCUUGGUCUCCUGAGUACUGGGAUUACAGGAUCGAACCCAGGGCCUCGAACAUGCUAGGAGAAUGCUCUACUGCUGAGCCACAGACCCAGUCCCGGGCUUGGGACUCUUGAUCCUCCUGCCUCGGCCUCCCAAGCCACUGGGAUUACAGUGCUGAGGAUUGAUCUUGGAGCCUCAUGAAUGCUAGAUUUGUGGAUAGUCAUAGCCUCUGCCACUGAUGGGAAGUUAUACCUUGUGUUGGUGCUGAAUCUCCCUGAAUAUGAUUCGAAUUGCAGCCUUAAAUGCUAGCUCCACAGUUGAGGAUGAUCAUGAAGGAAAUUUUAAAAGUCACAAAACCCAGACGAAGGAGGCUCAGGAAGCAGAGGCUUUUGCCUUGUAUCACAAAGCUCUGGAUCUGCAGAAACAUGACCGAUUUGAGGAGUCUGCCAAAGCCUACCAUGAGCUUCUGGAGGCACGCCUGCUGCGGGAGGCAGUUUCAUCUGGUGAUGAGAAAGAGGGAUUGAAACACCCUGGGCUGAUACUGAAAUAUUCCACAUAUAAGAACCUGGCUCAGUUGGCAGCCCAGCGAGAGGAUCUGGAGACAGCCAUGGAGUUCUACUUGGAGGCAGUAAUGUUGGACUCAACAGAUGUCAACCUCUGGUAUAAAAUUGGACAUGUGGCCCUGAGACUCAUCCGGCUCCCCCUGGCUCGUCAUGCUUUUGAGGAAGGGCUGCGGUGCAAUCCUGACCACUGGCCUUGCUUGGACAACCUCAUCACUGUCCUGUACACCCUCAGUGAUUACACAACGUGUCUAUACUUUAUUUGCAAAGCACUGGAGAAGGAUUGCAGGUACAGCAAAGGGCUGGUUCUCAAGGAGAAGAUCUUCGAGGAACAGCCUUGUCUCCGGAAGGACUCUCUCAGAAUGUUCCUCAAAUGUGACAUGUCAAUUCAUGAUGUGUCAGUGAGUGCUGCUGAGACAAAGGCCAUCGUAGAUGAGGCCCUGGGACUUCGGAAAAAGAGGCAAGCAUUGAUUGUGCGGGAGAAGGAGCCAGACCUGAAACUGGUGCAGCCAAUCCCCUUCUUCACGUGGAAGUGCCUUGGAGAGAGCUUGCUGGCUAUGUACAACCACCUCACCACCUGUGAGCCCCCACGACCCAGCCUUGGCAAGAGAAUUGACCUGUCUGACUACCAGGACCCCAGCCUGCUGCUAGCAUCUUCCAUGGUGGUGACGCCUGUCAGUGUGAUCCAGCAGAGCCCUGUCAACACCAACCCAGCCAUAACUGUGGCUGAGCCUGUGCUCUCCUAUACCUCUGUGGCAACAGCUAGCUUCCCACUGCACAGUCCCAGCUUGCUGGAUACAGGCACUGCUGUGGGUGAGCAGGCCUCUUGGAGUCCGCUUCUGGAGAGACCCUAUUUGCUGACCUCAGCAGGAAUGAGAGCAUUGGUGUUCCCUGGCCUCUCCAGGGAGAUGAGAUAUGCUGAUCCUCAUGGCAUAAGUGGAAGCGAUGUUUCUGGGGGAGAUAAAUCCAAGAAAGGGGUAAAGCGGAAGAAGAUUUCAGAAGAGAGUGGAGAGACUGCAAAGCGGAGAUCUGCCCGUGUCCGAAACACCAAGUGUAAAAAAGAAGAGAAAGUGGACUUCCAGGAGCUUCUGGUGAAAUUCUUGCCAUCCAGGUUAAGAAAGCUGGACCCUGAGGAGGAAGAUGAUCCCUUUAAUAACUAUGAAGUCCAAUCAGAAGCCAAACUGGAAAACUUCUCAAGCAUGGGGCCUCAUCGACUGUCCUUUGACUCGGCCACGUUCAUGGAAUCUGAGAAGCAGGAUGUACAUGAGUUCCUACUGGAGAACCUGACCAAUGGGGGCAUUCUGGAGUUGAUGAUGCGCUACCUGAAGGGCAUGGGCCACAAGUUCCUGCUGAGGUGGCCACCAGGCCUGGCAGAGGUUGUGCUCAGCGUCUACCACAGCUGGAGGAGGCACAGCACCAGCCUGCCCAACCCACUGCUAAGAGACUGCAGCAACAAGCACAUCAAGGAUAUGAUGCUUAUGUCUCUUUCCUGCAUGGAGCUCCAAUUGGACCAGUGGCUGUUGACCAAAGGCAGAAGCUCUGCAGUGUCUCCUCGUAACUGCCCUGCUGGUAUGGUGAAUGGCAGAUUUGGGCCUGACUUCCCAGGAACCCACUGCCUGGGUGACCUCCUGCAGUUGUCAUUUGCCUCAUCCCAGCGUGACCUGUUUGAGGACGGCUGGCUAGAGUUUGUGGUCCGUGUUUAUUGGCUGAAGGCUCGUUUCUUGGCACUGCAGGGAGACAUGGAGCAGGCUCUGGAGAACUAUGACAUCUGCACAGAAAUGCUCCAGAGUUCCAUUGCCAUCCAAGCAGAGGCAGGGGCUGAGCAAAGGGACAUUGUUAUCCGGCUGCCCAACCUCCACAAUGACUCCAUCGUUUCCCUGGAGGAGAUUGAUAAGAACCUGAAGUCACUAGAACGGUGCCAGUCCCUGGAGGAGAUUCAGCGGCUUUAUGAGGCAGGUGACUACAAAGCUGUUGUGCAUCUGCUCCGCCCCACUUUGUGCACCAGUGGGUUUGACCGGGCUAAACAUCUAGAAUUUAUGACUUCUAUUCCUGAGAGGCCAGCCCAGUUGCUUCUGCUACAGGACUCCUUGCUCCAGCUGAAGGAUCACCAACAGUGUUUUGAAUGCUCUGAUGUGGCUCUGAACGAAGCUGUCCAACAGAUGGUGAAUUCAAGUGAGGCUGCAGCCAAGGAGGAGUGGGUAGCCACAGUGACCCAGCUGCUACUGGGCAUUGAGCAGGCACUCUCUGCCGACAGCAAUGGCAACAUCCUGAAGGAAUCGUCCUCCACCACUGGCCUUGUCCGGCUCACCAAUAACCUCAUUCAGGUCAUCGACUGUAGCAUGGCUGUGCAGGAAGAGCCCAAGGAGCCCCAUGUCUCCUCAGUGCUACCCUGGAUCAUCCUGCACAGGAUCAUCUGGCAGGAAGAGGAUACCUUCCGUUCCCUGUGCCACCAGCAGCAGCUUCAGAACCCAGUAGAGGAAGGUGCACUGGCAACAGGAAUGUCAGAGACGCCAAUGCUCCCUUCCUCCCUCAUGCUGCUCAACACAGCCCAUGAAUACUUGGGAAGAAGGUCCUGGUGCUGCAAUUCAGAUGGGGCUCUGCUACGAUUCUAUGUGCAAGUUCUCCAAAAGGAACUUGCUGCCUCCACUUCUGAAGACACACACCCCUAUAAGGAGGAGCUGGAGACAGCCUUGGAGCAGUGCUUCUACUGCCUAUACAGCUUCCCUAGCAAGAAGAGCAAGGCCAGGUACUUAGAGGAGCACUCAGCCCAGCAGGUGGAUCUUAUAUGGGAGGAUGCCCUGUUUAUGUUUGAGUAUUUUAAGCCCAAGACCCUUCCUGAAUUUGACAGCUACAAGACCAGCACUGUAUCUGCUGAUUUGGCCAAUCUCCUGAAAAGAAUUGCUACCAUUGUGCCCCGUACAGAGAGGCCAGCACUGAGCCUAGACAAAGUCUCUGCUUACAUUGAGGGGACAUCAUCUGAGGUGCCCUGCCUCCCAGAAGGGGCUGACCCCUCUCCUCCAGUAGUAAAUGAACUCUACUACCUCCUGGCUGAUUAUCAUUUCAAAAACAAGGAGCAGUCCAAGGCCAUCAAAUUCUACAUGCAUGACAUCUGCAUCUGCCCUAACAGGUUUGAUUCCUGGGCAGGCAUGGCUCUGGCCCGGGCCAGUCGCAUUCAGGAUAAGUUGAACUCCAAUGAGCUGAAGAGUGAUGGACCAAUCUGGAAACAUGCCACACCUGUCCUGAACUGCUUCAGGCGGGCCCUGGAGAUCGACAGCUCUAACCUGUCCCUGUGGAUUGAGUAUGGCACCAUGUCCUAUGCCUUGCACUCAUUCGCUUCACGCCAGUUGAAGCAAUGGAAAGCGGAGCUGCCUCCUGAGCUUGUGCAGCAGAUGGAGGGCCGGAGAGACAGCAUGCUGGAGACAGCCAGGCACUGUUUUACAUCGGCAGCUCACUGUGAGGGCGAUGGUGAUGAAGAGGAAUGGCUGAUCCACUAUAUGCUAGGCAAGGUGGCUGAGAAGCAGCAGCAGUCACCAGCCGUCUAUCUGCUGCACUAUAGGCAGGCUAGCCACUAUCUGCAUGAGGAGGCUGCCCGCUACCCCAAGAAGAUCCACUACCACAACCCACCUGAGCUGGCCAUGGAGGCCCUGGAGGUGUACUUCCGGCUCCAUGCUUCCAUCCUGAAGCUCCUGGGAAAACCCGAUUCUGGGGUUGGUGCAGAGGUCCUGGUCAACUUUAUGAAGGAAGCUGCAGAAGGACCCUUUGCCAGGGGUGAGGAGAAGAAUACACCCAAAGCUUCAGAGAAGGAGAAGGCCUGCCUGGUGGAUGAGGACUCCCACUCUUCAGCUGGGACACUGCCGGGCCCCGGAGCCUCCCUCCCCUCCUCCUCUGGCCCAGGUCUGACAUCCCCACCUUACACAGCCACUCCGAUUGACCACGAUUACGUCAAAUGUAAAAAACCCCACCAGCAGGCGACGCCGGACGACCGAAGCCAGGACAGCACAGCCGUGGCGCUCUCAGACUCCAGCUCAACGCAGGACUUCUUUAACGAGCCCACCAGCUCACUGGAAGGCUCCCGGAAACCCUAUGCAGAGAAGAGGUUGCCCAUGCUCAGUGCCCAAACAGGACCAACUGGUAAAGACCUUCAGGGGGCCACAGAUGAAAGAGGAAAGACUGAGGAGUCCUCAGAGAGCACAGAAGGCUUCCGGGCUGCAGAACAUGGAGUCCAGAAACCUGCUAUAGACCCCCUGGCCUCUGGUUGUAUUCCUGUCAAGGCCCCAAUGUCCACACCUGCUUUGUGGGAUGGGAAGAAGAGGGGUGAACCCCCAGGGGAGCCAAUGGCCUUCCCCCAGGGGCUCCCAGCUGAUGCCGAAGAACAGCGCCAGUUCCUCACAGAGCAGUGCAUCGCCUCUUUUCGCCUGUGCCUGAGCCGCUUCCCACAGCACUACAAGAGUCUCUAUCGACUGGCCUUCCUCUAUACCUACAGCAAGACCCACCGGAACCUCCAGUGGGCCCGAGAUGUGUUGCUAGGCAGCAGUAUCCCAUGGCAACAACUGCAGCACAUGCCGGCACAGGGGCUCUUCUGUGAGAGGAACAAGACCAAUUUCUUCAAUGGCAUCUGGCGGAUCCCUGUGGAUGAGAUUGACCGGCCGGGCAGCUUCGCCUGGCACAUGAACCGCUCCAUUGUGCUGUUGCUUAAGGUGCUGGCCCAGCUCCGGGACCAUAGCACCCUGCUGAAGGUGUCCUCCAUGCUGCAACGGACCCCAGACCAGGGCAAGAAGUAUCUACGAGAUGCAGACCGCCAGGUUCUGGCACAGCGGGCCUUCAUUCUCACUGUGAAGGUGCUGGAGGAUACACUGAGUGAGCUCACAGAGGAGUCAGAACGCCCAGGGCCCAAGGCCUGUAGCCUCACUGGAGCCAGGAUGACCACCGAUGUCUCACACAAGGCCAGUCCUGAAGAUGGCCAGGAGAGCAUCCCCCACUCCAAGAAGCCCCUUUUGGCUGAGGGCUCAGGACCAGGUCCCGAGCCAGGGUGUAAAAUUGGCCCACUCAACCACCGGUCCAUGGCCAUGGAUGCAGGAGACAGUGCAGACCAGGGCAAGGAACAGAAGGACAAGGAGAGUUCCAGAGGAGGGCCUACUGAGCCUAUGGACACGGGUGAGGCUGUUAUUCAUCGCCCAGACUUGGAGCGGACACCAGCUGUGCUGCCGGGUCGCCCCCCAAGGGACCGGGGCCCUGAGAGCAGGCCCACUGAGCUGUCCCUGGAGGAACUGAGCAUCAGUGCCCGCCAGCAGCCCUCUCCAUUCACACCAGCCCCACCAGUCUCCACUACCAACUCUUCCCCAACCACUGCCACAGGGGCCAGGGGGGUCAGCCAUCCUGAGGAGCCACCCCCACGGCCCAGCCGCAAGAGGAAACUUCUGGAGGAUACUGAGUCUGGCAAGACACUCUUGCUGGAUGCCUACCGUGUGUGGCAGCAGGGCCAGAAGGGUGUGGCUUAUGACUUGGGCCGCAUUGAAAGGAUCAUGUCAGAGACCUACAUGCUCAUCAAGCAGGUAGAUGAGGAGGCUGCACUGGAGCAAGCUGUGAAGUUCUGUCAAGUCCACCUUGGGGCUGCUGCCCAGAGACAGACCUCAGGGGACAUGCCUACCACCCCCAAGCACCCUAAGGACAGCCGAGAGAACUUCUUUCCUACAGUGGUAAGCACCACAACACCUGACCCUAUGCCAGCUGAUGUGCUCCAGCGACCCAACGACAUCCACACCAAACCUCGCCCUGCACUGGCUGCUGCCACAACUGUCAUCAGCUGCCCUGCCUCAGUAUCAGCCUCUACUCCAGAUUCAGCCAAGGACCCUGGGCCCCCCCAACCACACAGGCCCGAAGCCACCCCCAAUGUGGCUUCUCUGGGCCCAGAGGGAGAAGAGCUGGCAGGAGUGGCAGAGAGCACUGGCUUCCCACUUCAGGAGCCACGACGCAGUCAACAGGUGAAGACGGCCCCCACAGGUCCCCCAGUAGAGCCACACUGCUGGACAACAGAGGCUACCCCCCAGAUAGGUGCUGAGCCCACCUGCAGCCAAGCUGCCAGCUCCGAGGUCCCCAGCAGUGGGAGUACUCAGCCACCUGAGGGCCAUCCAGGCAAGGCCGAGCCCAGCCGGGCCAAGUCCCGCCUCCUACCCAACAUGCCAAAGCUGGUGAUCCCCUCGGCCACCACCAAGUUCCCUCCGGAGAUCACCGUCACACCGCCCACCCCGACCCUGCUCUCCCCUAAAGGCAGCAUCUCGGAGGAGACCAAGCAGAAGCUAAAGUCGGCCAUCCUGUCUGCCCAGUCAGCUGCCAACGUGAGGAAGGAGAACCUGUGUCAGCCAGCUCUGGAGGUUCUGGAGACAUCCAGCCAGGAGUCUUCACUAGAGAGUGAGACAGAUGAGGAUGAUGACUACAUGGACAUCUGAGGAAGGCCUUCCAGAGCCCCACAGCCACACCCAAGGGGACAGAGUGGGCCUGGAAUCCCCUUUGGCCCAGACCCUGAGCAAGGCCAGAAACCUAAGUGGGUAUUAUUUCCCAUGCAGCCUCCACCGCCCACCAGCCCUGUCUUCCCAGCAUCCUGCUGUUCACAGAUUGGGCUGUCCACACCCACAGUGUGGGGGCCCAGAGGAAGAGGAGGAGGCCCAAUUUAGCCCUGUAAGGAUGGAUUGGUGUAUCUGCACAACAGGGCCAGCAUCAUUUUCUAUGAAAUGUUUGUAAACAUGCUCAUACCUAGCCCAGCAGGCUGUAUCUACAACCUGACCCCAGGACAAAGUGGGUUCUGCCUAGAUCCCAGUGGAGGCAUCACCUGGGCCAGGCUUGCCUCACACCUUUUUUUUUUUUUUUUUUUGCGGGAGGGGGGGGUGUUCUUUUUUAAU